UAUCAUUGACUUUCCUUUCUUUGUAGUUGAAACUUCUCUAGAUCUUCAUAUAUCUUUCUAUUUUUAAAAACCCAUUAAGCACCACUCUUAAUAUCCUUCUACUAAUUUGUAGGAAAAAUGACCAAGAUAUUUAUGCUACUAUGUCUUCUCUUCUUAGUUGCUUCUGGAUUUGUUAAUGGCUCAAUUAAGAAAGAGAAGAAUUAUGAUGAUAUUAAGUUGUUUGAGCUCAAGAAAGGUGAUCUUACUUUGAAGGUUACAAAUUGGGGUGCUACACUUGUAUCACUAAUCCUUCCCGACAAGAAUGGAAAGUUGGGUGAUAUUGUUCUUGGAUAUGAUACUCCUACGGCAUAUACUAAUGAUUCAUCAUACUUUGGAGCUACUGUUGGGAGAGUUGCUAACAGAAUUGGAGGAGCUCAAUUUACUCUAAAUGGAAUCCAUUACAAAUUAAUUGCUAACGAAGGAAACAACACUCUUCAUGGUGGACCGAGAGGAUUCAGUGACGUUCUUUGGAAAGUGGAAAAAUAUGUAAGAAAAGGUGAUAGACCCCUAAUCAAAUUAAGUUACCACAGUUUUGAUGGCGAAGAAGGAUUUCCCGGUGAUCUCAAAGUAACAGUGAAAUACAUUCUAGGAAAAAACUCUCUAACCAUACUUAUGCAAGCAAAAGCUUUAAACAAACCUACACCCGUAAAUCUAGUUAACCAUGCUUAUUGGAACCUAGGAAACCACAAUAGUGGCAACAUUUUACAUGAAGUGGUACAAAUUUUUGGAUCCAAAAACACAGUCUUUGAUGACAACCUCAUUCCGACGGGAAAAAUUUCAUCAGUCAAAGGAACACCAAAUGAUUUUCUAAAACCACAAAUUGUUGGUACAAGAAUUAAUCAAUUACCAAAAACUAAUGGUUAUAAUGUUAAUUAUGUGCUUAAUAAAGGAAAAUUAGGUAACAAAGAAGAAUUAAAGGUUGCUGCUAUUGUGUUCGAUAAGAAAUCAGGGAGAGUUAUGAAGCUUAGUACUAAUGCUCCUGGAUUGCAAUUUUAUACUGCUAAUUUUGUAAAGAAUGAUAAGGGAAAAGGUGGAUUUGUUUAUCAACCACGUAGCGCACUUUGUUUGGAGAGUCAAGCUUUUCCAGAUUCUGUUAAUCAUCCUAAUUUUCCUUCUACUAUUGUUACAAAAGAAAAGCCUUAUAAGCAUGUUAUGUUGUUGAAGUUUUCUACCAAGGUUCCACAUGCUUUUUCAAAAUUCUAGUGUUUAUGCAAACUGUGAUGAAGUAAAAUAAGUGUUUUUGUUAGUUACUCUUGUGAUUUUUUA
Messenger RNA from Trifolium pratense (red clover), 1305 nucleotides. RefSeq names its product galactose mutarotase-like. Gene Ontology annotation, molecular function: aldose 1-epimerase activity; carbohydrate binding. Gene Ontology annotation, biological process: glucose metabolic process; beta-D-galactose catabolic process via UDP-galactose, Leloir pathway. NCBI's taxonomy places the organism in Eukaryota, Viridiplantae, Streptophyta, Magnoliopsida, Fabales, Fabaceae. The record is from RefSeq and is a predicted model, not a curated record. The transcript is spliced from 5 exons. Bases 118 to 1242 code for a protein of 374 amino acids.